This is a messenger RNA of Physella acuta, 2679 nucleotides long. RefSeq names its product calaxin. NCBI's taxonomy places the organism in Eukaryota, Metazoa, Mollusca, Gastropoda, Physidae. Gene Ontology annotation, molecular function: calcium ion binding. The record is from RefSeq and is a predicted model, not a curated record.
AACUGCACUAUCACCCCCAGUAGAUUGGGACAAGGAGUGUUUAGUUAGUAUGAAGUAUUAAUCACUCAUUUCACUCUCCAAACAUUUCAAGACAGAAGACCCGUCUGACGAACUAGAAUCAUCAACAGAGAACAAACAACAAUGUCUCGCUACUACAAAAUCAUUAGGAAAUCAUUAACACGUACAGAAGGCUUUAUUAAGACUUACGGAUUAUCUCAACAACUCACAGAAAACGUCCUACAGUACAGCAAAUGUUUGGUACGACCUAACACAAAAGACAUCGACGAUUUAAUCUUCAUAGCGGAGAUGUCACGACACUUUAAGUUGUACAACAACUUCAUGCUCAACUUGAUGUACAACUCACUAAAACACCCCAAGUCACCAUACAUGACAGUCGAUGAGUACGCCAGAUGUAUCUUCACCUUUCUCUCCGACAACAUCGACCACAAGAUUGACCUGGUUUUUGAUGUGUAUGACGUCAACCGUGACGGCUAUAUCAGUAUCACGGAAAUGUUUAUGUUGUUAAAGCCAGUAGUUGGGAGCCUAGACAUGGAUGAAAACAGAGACGAAUCAACCAAAGAACUCGUGGAUGUCGUGGUGAAAAUCUACGACAUAAAGAACAAUCCGAUGAUUGAUUUAGAGGCUUUCAGAUAUAUAGUAAAGAACAAGGAACCUUUGUGCUUGCAGUUGCUCGGCCCUUGUUUACCAUGUGAUGAAGAUAUUGAAAUCUUUAGGCAGACGCUAGACUCCAAGUCCAUGUACGACAUCCGGCAUUACUUUAGGAAAGAGCGGCAAGAAGCGUUGGCCGAGAUCGAGUUUAGGCCGCCUGAGAAGGCUCUGUACCCCAUCCCACUCGAGUUGCCCUAGUCAGCCUCUGUCUCAGCCAGACCUACUGCUUUACAUUCAGCUACAGCUUUGCUAGCUACAGCCAUACCAAUACUUACCGCCUUCAAUUCAGCUAACACUUCGAUGGCUGCAGCUAUUCAAAGACUUACUUACUGCCAUACAUUAACUCACGAUGAUAGCUGCAGCCAUACACAUGGAACUUAUACCACUAUAACUUCAGCCAUUUAGUUUCAUUUAUAAAGCCUAAACUCUCUAGACUUAAGCUAACUCAGAGUUUCUGAUAGUUUCUGAUCUAUUAGGUCCGUCUGUAUUACAAAUCUGCUCAUACAUGUGCUCAGCUAUUGUGCUAACGAUAGUUUUCUUACAAGGGAUAGGCUUUAAGUGUUCAAUAGGACUGAGAAUAAUUGAGGGUAGAAAGUUCAUUCACAACUUCAGCGGAGACAAUUUGCAACAUAACUGACAGAACUUAAGAAUGGUUGUAAGAGGAAAAACAGGUCACCAACAGGUUUUCUGUAGAGUUCCUCUAUUGGAGUUUAAAAGACGAAUAUUUCAUAGUAAGUUUCAUGCUAACAAUUGGUUGCAGAAACCCUAGAUUAUUUAGGUGCAAGUUAAAAUGUCUGAUUUUAAUAGCGAGUGUAUUUAAUGUUAAGAACAAGUUAAAGGCAGAUAGCGCGAGUUCACUAACUUGAUAGCAGUUAUGUUAGCGGCUCAAAACUACCUAACUUACAAAAACUAGUGACGGUCGAUAUGGGGUAGGUAGAGGGACGUCUUGCUGGUCUGGUGACAACAUACAUACAACAUACAGACAACAUACAGACAACAUACAGACAACAUACAGACAAACGUAGACAACAUAUAGACAAUACACACACUACAUACAGACAAUACACAUACAAAAUACAGACAACAUACAGACAAAAAUAGACAACAUACAAACAAUACACACACUACAUACAGACAACAUACAGACAACAUACAGACAACAUACAGACAACAUACAGACAAACAUAGACAACAUAUAGACAAUACACACACUACAUACAGACAAUACACAUACAAAAUAUAGAAUACCUACGGACAACAUACGGACAACAUACACAUAGCCUACAGACAACAUUCAGUUCAUUGUCCAGCCAAUACACAUUCAACCUACUGACAACAUAGAGCCAACAUAGAGACAACAUACUGACAAUAUACAGAUAAUUCACAGACAGUUCACAAACAUACACAUUCAACAUAUAGAAAACAUACGGACAACAUACAGACAACAUAGAGACAACACACACAACAUACAGACAACAUAGAGACAACACACACAACAUACAGACAACAUACUGAAAACAUACAGACAACACACCCAACAUACAGACAACAUACAGACAACAUAGAGACAACACACACAACAUACAGACAACAUACUGAAAACAUACAGACAACACACACAACAUACAGACAACAUACAGACAACAUAGAGACAACACACACAAAAUACAGACAACAUACUGAAAACAUACAGACAACACACACAACAUACAGACAACAUAGAGACAACACACACAACAUAGAGACAACACACACAACAUACAGACAACAUACAGACAUAACAAUGAAGGCACCGGUAAAAGUUUAUCUAUUGUAUUGUAAGGCGUUUUUCUUGGGCGUGUUUUAUCUAGAACAUUCGAUUAGUCGACAACACCAACACCAACACAUAUUACAACACACUCACAGAACAAUAGCAAAAAACAAGCAACACAUUUACUUAACAUGCAACAUCAAUCAAAAUUAGCCAAUAACAAAUCAAAUUAAGCACAUGAAUCAAAUAAACUAUUUCAU